CUGGGCGUGGAGCUCUCGCGAGACUUCGGAAUGGCUUCUUCUCGCUCCACCUGAGGGCGUCAGUCUCGCCCCGGCUGUGGAAGCCGAAGUAGCUGCUGAGGCGAAUACCUGAGAGACGCACGGAGCUAUGUCGCUGCCGGGCUCGCCGGUGUCUCUGGGGCCUCAGUGGGCCCCGACUCACGUCCAAGUGACGGUUCUCCAGGCGCAGGGGCUGCGCUCCAAGGCCAAGGGUGGCAGUGGCGGUGGCGGUGGCGGCGGCGGCAGCGGGAGCGACGCGUACGCCGUCAUGGCGCUGGGCAAGGAGAAGUUCGCCACCUCGGUGGCUGAGCGCUGCCUGGGCUCGCCUGUCUGGCGGGAGGAGGCCACCUUCGAGCUGCCGCCGCCGCCCCGGCGAAGCCUCUCGGGAGCAGGACUCGGUGCCGGGCCGACGGCCGUCCUGCAACUCACCGUCCUCCACCGCGCCCUGCUCGGUCUCGACAAGUUUUUGGGGCGCGCAGAGAUCAGCCUGACCGAGUUGCAGACUGAGGGGGGGCGCCGAAGCACAAGAUGGUACAAGCUUCACUCCAAACCAGGGAAAAAGGAAAAAGAGAGGGGUAAGAUUGAGGUGGAUAUCCAGUUCAUGAGGAGCAACAUGACAGCCAGCAUGUUUGAUCUCUCCAUGAAGGAUAAGUCACGGACUCCAUUUGGCAAGCUGAAAGACAAACUGAAGGGGAAACGGGGCAAUGGAUUGCCAGAGACAGCUUCAGCUAUUAUUCCUAGCAUUAGUCACUCCCCAGCUGACAGUGAGGAAGAGUCGAAUGAGAAAGAGAAGAAAAAAUCAAAGUUCAAGACACUGUUCUCCAAACCUGGUUUACAGAAAAACAACCUCUCCCAGUCCAUGUCUGUGCUGCCUUCUCUCCAACCAGUUACAGAGAGAGUUCGACUUAGGCCCAGUGACUUUCAGUCACAGUGGGGGGAUGACGACGACGACGAUGACACAUUGACUCCUGUCUCUGAGAAGCCCUCUACAAUUAGAACUGAAGAUAAUUUGCUUUAUCCCCCUUCAGGCAUGUCUCAUAAGAGAACAGGUAGUGCAGACAGCAAGCAGUUAAGCCAAAUCUCCUCUGGUAACACCAAGAAGGACACACAUUCUUUAUUUGGUGGACUGAAGUCCAAAACUGACCCGACGUCCCGGUCUAAUGUGUGUAUCAAUGGGAGCCACGUUUAUGUGGAGGAAUCAAAAAGUGAUACUCUUCCAAAAGACGGCACUCCAUCUUCACCUCAGAUAUCCCAGCGAAAACGACUCUUUUCAUCCCAGGAGAAUUUAUCUUCCGAACCCAGCAAGGAGCCUGAAAUGACAGGAAGGCUGCCUCCUGACAAAGGGCCACCCGCAUCUUCCUCACUGGAGUCCUUUAAAGCCAUGACUCUGCCGUCAUACAAGCUGCUUAGCGGUGGGGAUUUUCUAGAAAGCAACACUCCAGUUAUUUCAGACACUCCAAAAGAAACUAAAGAGAACAAAAAACAGGAGAACAAGAAGUCUGGCUUGCUCUCCCUAAUGACAGGAAAAAAAGAAGCUAAAAUUAGUGAGGAGGUGGAGAACAGUGCUGACACCUGUCUGAAGGUGAAGGAAGUAAAACGUAAUGAGAAGGAAUCAGCUUGGAAAGAAACAAACCCUUUUGAAGUCCCUGUGGAUUGCAAAAGAGGCCAUGGCCCAGAUAAGAGCAGCACUGCUGAUCUCCCAGCUGCAAAGGCAUCCCUCAACCCUUUUGAUGAAAAUAUUACAGCAGAAGAGAAGUCAGAAAAAAGCUCAGCUUCUGUGAAACCAUCUCAGACCAAACUCGUCAAACCCAGACUGGGCGUGUCUUCAGAGGAUGAAACCAAGGCCGCGUUUACUAUUUCUGCACCCUCUUCUGCUUCUCUUUCCUUUCCUUCCCAUCACUCUAAUAACGAAAACAACCCUUUUACCUCUAAACUUGAUCCAGAGCAGAAACCUCAGGGCUCUGAUAGGUUUGUUAGUGACAACAAUCCAUUCACUAGAAAAUGGGCACAGAAAUCCAAAGAACAGGAUUCUGAAUGCUUCUGUUCUCCUUCUCUUGCUGGAAAUGAAAAUAAACCCUUUGCUCCUGAAAGGGGACAAGAAUCCCAGAUUGAGGAUUCUUCAAACUCUGCUAAAUCUCCCUUGUAUUCCCUGCCUCUUCCUGCAACUUCUGUUGAGUUGCAUCCUCCUGCUUGUCAGCUUUCUAAUAUUGAUAACCCUCCUCUGUCUAAACUGGGAAAGGAGUCUGAAAGCUUUAACAGUCCUCCCACAUCUUUCACUAGUUCCUCCUUAGCUGGAAACCUUGAUGAUUCCAAGCACCUUCAUAUUGUGCUUUCAGAGAAGCCUCAAAAUAAAGGUUUAGUUAAUAAAAAAAAAUCUGAAUCCAGUUUUCCUGGAUCUCUAUCUGAGGGUCACCCUGCACGCUUUUAUGAUAGAGUUGGACUGCUCUUGAAGUCACAGUAUGAUGACAAAGUGCAUAUAGUACCGCCAUUUAAAGAAAACAAUGGAAACAUAAAGAAGUCUGUGACCUUUGCCCUUAAUGAGUUGAAAGAUGAUGCAGAGAGUAGUGGCAAUGAGGCUUCAGAUGAUGAAGAGGAUUCAGGAGAUGAAGAUCCAGUUAAGAGAUGGCAUCAUGAUGAAAAUGAGGUUACAGUAAAUCCCACUGAAAGGAAUGGGAGGCAAAGGCUAGAACUGGAUGUAGAGCAUGUCUCAGCACCUGAGCCCCAUGAUGAAAGAGUAAAUUCUCUUCAUAAGAUUGAGACUCCUUUAGAAGGAGAGGCUGAAGCCAGCUCAGUUAAAGCAGAGCCACCAGUACCCACCCCAAGAGUCCUCAUGCUUCUGCCUAAGGAAACUGACGCACCAAGGACUGUGUUGGAUAGCAGUUCUCUCUCUACACCACCAAAGCCAGCACCAAGAAGUGCCCUAAAAACCCCAAAGGGUGUAUGUGUUCCUCUGACUGCUGAAUGUGAAAUAGAAAAUGGGUCAAGCUCUGCCUCUGUGUCUAAAGAAUUUUCUGCAGGCAAUUCUUCACUCUCUAGCAAAAAACUAACAAGUGCUGGCUCACCAGCAACUUCAAUAUCCACUAUAUGUAAUUCUGGGAGGGAUAAUGGCACCAUGGAUUCCUCACAAAGUAUUAAUACUGAUCACUCUAACUAUACAACAAACACACAGGCUGGCAUUUUAGUUCCAGGAGAUCUGAAUGUAAAACAUACCACCCUUCCUGUUAUUCCAGAAGUAGGAUCAGAUGAUGAGCACCUGAGUGACUAUCCUCAGGGUGUUGAAAAUAUGGCAGCUUGUGGAGAUUUGUCAAGGAGCGGAGAUGAUUCUGCACAGUUGUGGUCUUCCAUUGAGGAGACAUCAAAUAAAAAGGCUAUUGGUGAGAGGCAGACUACAUUGCUUCUUGUGAAGAAGAAUGGUCCUGAUGACGCAUUUAAAGUAAACAAGCCAUUGGUUAAUCCUUCAGCACCGCUACUUCAAAAUGCAACUGAUAGUGUAAGGGGAUUGCAACAGAAGAAUGGGGACAGCUUUAUGGAAAGUAGACAAGGUGAUAGGCCUGGGUUUUCUGUUAAGCCUGUUCAUCUUACCCUUCUGCCCAUUUCUUCUCACUCUAUCAGUUCUUUCCAAUCUGAUGCUUUUGGCUCUAAUAGAGCAGAAUCUACGAAAAAAGGUACAGCAGAGGGCUUGGAUGCUAAAGUGGAUAUCUCUGGCAAGAAGAAGCUGCUGCAGGCACGGGUUUCACCCUCUGAAACACAUCCCAAUCAGACUCCACAGAGUGACGGAAUUUAUCCUGCUAAGCUCAGACUUCAUCCUGUGAAGCCAAUGAAUGCUACACCAAACAAGCAACCUGCAAAAACCCUGAGUAUAACUAAAAUCUUGGAUAACCAGAAUGAAACCAAUCUAAAGAAAUAUGACCCUUCAGAUCCUGCCUAUGCUUAUGCUCAGUUGACGCAUGAUGAGCUGAUCCAACUGGUUUUGAAACAGAAAGGUGUGAUUGCAAAGCGAGAUCACCAGGUGCGGGAGCUGGAAGACUACAUCGAUAACUUGCUUGUCAGAGUUAUGGAGGAAACCCCUAAUAUUCUUCGGGUUCAAGCCCAUGUGAACAAGAAAGCUGGAAAGAUGUGAGAUAACCCGGUCAAUGUGGACAAGGACUUUCUUACUCAACAUUUGGAAGUAGUGAAUGUGGAAAAGCUGCUUGUACCAAUUUUCUUGUCUUGAUUUUCCUGUCUUAAGCAAGGGUCGACUUGCCCUGUGACUGGUGUAUAUAAUCUAAAAAGGCAAUGGUGUUCAAACAAAACUCUUUAUCUUUUAGUGCACUGUACAUGUUUUGCUGCUGCACAGGUUAAAGGCCUGAGAUUAUGGGACUAUGGAAGGAGUUGUGAGCCACAUUUUACCUGUGAAUAAGCUCUGAUGGGAGCAUUUUAAAGGGUUUGGUUUAAAAAUGAAUACUUUUCCAUAGUUUUUCAAAAACACAACUCCUGAUUUCUUGGCUUUUUAGAAUAUUGGGUUUUAGUGCAAUAUAAGCAAUCAUAUUCUGAUUACAUUAGAGAUACUGGAUGAAUAUAUCUUCAUGGACUGCCUUAUUUUGAUCUGAGCUGCUGGGAAAUAAGCACUUCCACCUGGAAGCCCCUCUAGUUACAAGCAGUCCAACGCCUUAGGAAUUUCUGUUGUGUCGGCUCCACUGAAUUAAGAAUUGUUAAGAGCACUGCUCAUUCAUUUCGGUGGGGCUUAUGCUGUACAGUUGUGCUGUGGAUUGUGCAAAGCUGUCUGUGUGGCACUUUGGAAAGCGAGGAAAAUCCAUAGUUAAGAAAUAAACAGUGAUUGUUGGUGGGUGACAGACCCUGCUCAGCUGCCAUGUUACCAAACCAUCAAGAUGAAAUGGCACAUGAGUAAGGGCAGGUAGGAUUCUAGACGUGAAACAGAAGACUACUGUGUCUUCUGACAGUGGUCAGUUCAGGAGGUCUUUUCUUGAUUUGAAUUGACUGCCAGAAACAGCACGGUUGCUUGCUACAUUGUAGCUGGUUGUUUUCAGUACAGUUAAAAUAGAGGGAGCAUUUGUCCUGCAGUUCCUAACAGGAGUUAAAGUGCUCAAAUUUGCGGGUUUUCAGUAGCUGAUUUUGGAAGUACACCAUCUCUCAUAACCAAUUUUUUAGUUUAACAUUCCACUUGACAGUAGAAAUAUCUAUUAAUGUCACAUUAGCCAUCUUCUGUUUCCCAGGUUUUGCUAUUUUUCUUCAGUUCUUAACAUUGCCUUUUAAAUUGUUGUUCUUUCCCUUUUGUCUUUAAGUAACUUAUCCCCUCUGUUCAGAAGUCUGCUUGAAUCUGUAUUUCUUGAAUACAGGGAAGACAUCUGGGUUUAUGGCAUCAAAGGGAUUGAAUAAAUCACUUUGGUUCAAUAAAUCCAGAUGUCUUCCCAUUUGUGAAUACUUUUUCUCAUAAAACGUUCAUUUUGAGAAGUUCCCCAACAUGUUGAUAACAUUUCUCAAGAGUUGGUUUCUCACUCGCUCCCUGUAAUUACAAAAGGGUUGAAAUGCAGGUAAAAGCACUCUGCCAAUGUCAGGCAAAGUAGCUUCCUUCAGGUGUUCCAGGUUUUGUAAUUCUCCUUUCCACAUCUUUGCUGCUUCAGAAAUUCUUCAACAGAGAACAUCACAAUCUCCCAUCAAGUAUACACCAUUUCUUUUACGUCUAGUUUCUUUGCAGUUCAAAAUGUAUUUGCUCCUUUACUUUUCAAGAGCUUUUGGACCUCUAAGCAAUACUGCAAGGAAACAUGCAGUACGGCAGGGAUAGGAAAUCUGGCCCUCACUCCAGAGAGUGUUGUUGUACUCGAUCUUCAUUAUUCCUAACUGUUGGUCAUGCAGCUCAGGGUUGAUGGGAGUUGGAGUCCAGUGGCAUUUGGAUGGUCACAGGAUUCUCAUCCCUGUUUGCAAUGUCUUGCUAUGUCUGUUUCAGCCUGUUUCUCCUUACCUCUAUAAACAGCUUAUAAAGUCAUGUGACACUUUCUCUAACAUGAAGGAUGGAUAAAUGUUCAACCUGGCAAGAGUCCAGGUUCAGCUUAUAUCUGAGUGUACUUGUUUGCAUUUUAAUUUCACUUUGUUGCUUUUCUUUCAAAUUACGUUCAGUCACUUCAUUCAGGAGCAUCUCAGUGUAGUCCUUUGGUCUGCAUGCACUCCCAACUACAGUUUUUUGUUGGUAUUUGUAUCAUUCUAUCAAUCAAGCCGGUUAGCUGCAGCUUGGAUCACAGUAUUGUAUUGGUGCCCUUGUGUUUCUGAUGUUGACAGUCUUAAUAGUCAGCCACUUCACUCCCCAAGCUUGGAGACUCUUUUCCUCAUAGUUAUAAAAGAGACAGUUGUGGUUGUGUUUGUCCUUCUGCAAAUGCUGGAACAUGUGAAUAGUCUACAUUAUCCUUCUACACCUAAUGACUUUAUGUGAGGUGGCCCCUAUAAUAUUACUGCUAGAGACUAAAGUAACUUAAACUUCUUGUUGGAUUGUGCCCUGGGUUGAAGAUUGAAUUCAAAAUCUGCCCCCAAAUAUAAUAGGUAAAUUGAUAUCGUGGUAUCUUUGUUUUGCCUUUAUAAUUAUCCUGGACUGGGCAUUUGCCCCCAUAUGGAUUAAAAGUUUGCAAAGGAUCAGUUUUGUAAGCUUGUUGUAAAAUAAUACUUACACCUCCCCCUUCAACAGUACUAGAUGUUCAGGGUGAAAUCCCUAAUAGCCAUAGUAUUGGAAAUUGAGCUUUAAUGUUGUGGGUGGGUGGGUGGGUUGAAGAUAGAAUCUGUAAGGGUUAGCAAGGCUUUUAGCGAACUUAAGCUUGUAUAUGCACUUUUGGCUUCCAGUCAGUUGGAUCAGCUGGAAUUCAGAAACAUUGUUGAAAAUCUUACUGUCUGAGUUAUAAAUGCAGAUACCCCAACAGCAAUCAAAGUGUUGUUUGAAGGCUUUGAUGGAUUAAUUUUAAUGCUGGAUAUUGUAGCUACUAUUCAUUAUCUGCCUAUGCACUUUAAAGAGGGAUGAGGUUGGUACUGAAGAGCUCGUUAACCCUCCCGUUGUAAUUAGUCACAACACUGGAUUAUAAACUUGUCAGGUAAUCAAAGGGCUGUAUCUGACUAAGUCAUACUCGUGAGCAGGCCUGUUGUAAUCAGUGAACUUUAGUUAUGACUGAUGCCCAUUGGUUUCAGUGGAUUUACUCUGAAUAUGACUUGCUUGGAUACCACCCAUAGAUCUUAACGCUUCCUGAAUGGUGCACUGUUAAUUGCUCUUGAUACUGUACAAUCUGAUUUGCAAUCACCAAAGGAAUAGCUUAAGCAGCUACUGUGUAUUCAUUAUUUGAGAAGAGGUAGUUCAUGUUACUUACAAUAUCUAUGCAAUAAGAGCAUAACUAUGUAUUUUUGGAGGCUGGUAUAAAAAUAAGUAAUGUUUUAAACAUAAGGCUUUGACUGUGUUGUUCUGCUUACAUACAGGGGUUCCUUUUGCCCUACGUAAAUGGAGUGUGGUGCUUGUUGAGUGGAUUUGCCCAUCUUUUUUUUUUUUUUGCAUAGUACUGAGGCUAUCUAUUUGCUUCAGUUUAGAACAAUGAUAUCAGGUGAUGGCAUGGAGAGGAACAGUUGUCUUCUAUAUCUAAGGUGGUCAGGGUCUGUGGUCUUCUCCUGUAUCUUCUGCUCCAUAAUGGCUGGAACAAAAACAAGACACACUUUUAUGUAAAACCAACAUUCAGAUGCUUCCAUAUCUUUUUGAAGCUAGCAUAAUUUGUUCAAAUGGACCAAAUUUCCCUCUUUUAGCUUUAAGUGGCUCAGUGGCUCCUCAUUGGUCCUGCCAGAGCCAUAUACACAUAGUUGCAUACCUGCUCCUUUUGGGAACAAUUUAUUUUAUGUACUAGAUUUUUUUUUAUUCUUGUUGGCUAUGUUCCAAAGCACAGCAGACACUUGUAGCUUUGUUGCUUAGAGUAGAUUUCACAACAAAUGUUAUUGGCCAUUUUAAUAGAAAUUGUGCAAGACAAGCUUCCAGCAGAUUGAAGAAAAUCUAGUUUAUAACCUGACUUGAAUUUUUCAGGGACUAUGAGAUUUAGUGGGCAGCAUGCAGAGGGCGUGUUGCCACUGGACCCAAAUCAGCUGAUGGUUCUUCAUAUAAAGAUCUGCUCAGUUGUGUACAACUUGAUGAGAUUUGGGCAAUACACAGUGAAGAUAACUUGCAGUCUGUGCCUUCUAAUCAGUGUCUAUGUUUUGCAAUUCUGAGUACAAUCCUGACAUAGAAAUGCUGUUUUGAGAAAAGCGGGAUACCUUAGGAGGGGUAGUUCCCAUUGUACAAUUGUUUGCUCAGUGCUUAAUAUUGAAGGAUCUGAAAGCCUAUUUAUAUUCUGCCUUGUUACCCUUGGUACUUAAUCCCAUUGGUUUUUAUACAAAGACUGUCAACCUCAUGAAACAUUAAAAUAAAGUUAUUUAAACCUGUGA
Messenger RNA from Rhineura floridana, 8451 nucleotides. RefSeq names its product RAB11 family interacting protein 1 (gene RAB11FIP1). The transcript is spliced from 6 exons. Gene Ontology annotation, molecular function: small GTPase binding. NCBI's taxonomy places the organism in Eukaryota, Metazoa, Chordata, Lepidosauria, Squamata, Rhineuridae. Gene Ontology annotation, cellular component: intracellular membrane-bounded organelle. Gene Ontology annotation, biological process: regulated exocytosis. Bases 128 to 4138 code for a protein of 1336 amino acids. The record is from RefSeq and is a predicted model, not a curated record.